This is a messenger RNA of Drosophila persimilis, 1163 nucleotides long. RefSeq names its product heterogeneous nuclear ribonucleoprotein A1 (gene Hrb98DE). The coding region runs from base 57 to 1163 and encodes 368 amino acids. Gene Ontology annotation, molecular function: RNA binding. The record is from RefSeq and is a predicted model, not a curated record. The transcript is spliced from 5 exons. NCBI's taxonomy places the organism in Eukaryota, Metazoa, Arthropoda, Insecta, Diptera, Drosophilidae.
AAUUUUUCGUGUAAAUAAAUAUAAGUGGAGCAUAUUAAACGUUAAAAAUAGUCGAAAUGGGCGGCCAUAACGAUAAUCAGAACGGAAACUCCAACGGCCACGAUGAUGAUAUUACUGAGCCGGAGCAUAUGCGUAAACUGUUCAUUGGUGGUCUGGACUACCGCACCACUGAUGAUAACUUGAAGGCGCAUUUCGAGAAAUGGGGACAAAUUGUCGAUGUGGUGGUCAUGAAGGAUCCACGUACCAAGCGGUCGCGUGGUUUUGGGUUCAUCACUUAUUCGCACUCGACCAUGAUUGACGAGGCCCAGAAGGCCCGUCCGCACAAGAUUGACGGACGUGUUGUCGAGCCCAAGCGUGCCGUGCCACGUCAGGAUAUUGAUUCGCCCAAUGCCGGGGCCACCGUCAAGAAGCUGUUUGUCGGCGCCCUCAAGGACGACCAUGAUGAGCAGAGUCUGCGCGACUACUUCCAGCACUUUGGCAGCAUUGUGGACAUCAAUAUUGUCAUGGACAAGGAGACUGGGAAGAAGCGUGGCUUUGCCUUCGUUGAAUUCGAUGACUACGAUCCCGUGGACAAAGUUGUGUUGCAAAAGCAACAUCAGCUGAAUGGCAAAAUGGUGGACGUGAAGAAGGCCCUGCCCAAGCAGAACGAGAUGGGAGGCGGCGGCGGCGGCGGUGGUGGGGGUCGCGGUCAGGGCGGUCGUGGGGGCGGAAGCCGUGGAUCCAACAUGGGCGGCGGUGGCGGCAGCUACGGCAAUCAGAAUGGCGGCGGUAAUUGGAAUGGAGGCGGUAAUUGGGGUGGUAACCGUGGGGGCAAUGAUAACUGGGGCGGCAACAACAACUUUGGCGGCGGCGGCUAUGGAGGCGGCGGCAACAGCGGCUGGGGAGGCAACAACAUGGGUCCCUGGGACAAUGGCAAUGGGGGCAGCAGCUACGGUGGCGGCGGCUCCAAUUGGGGCAACGGCGGUGGGGGCAACGAUUUCGGCGGCUACCAACAGAGCUACAGCGGCGGUCCCCAGCGCGGCGGCAACUUCAACAACAACCGCAUGCAGCCCUACCAAGGAGGCGGAAACUUCGGCAACAAAGCAGGCGGUGGCAACCAAGGCAACUAUGGCGGCAACAAUCAGGGCUUCAAUAGCGGUGGCGGCAACAGCCGCAGAUAUUGA